UUUUUCUUGGUCUUCUAUAUACUGGUUUGAAAUAUUGGAUUUGAAAGGCAGACAUGGCUGACUUGACUAAAUUGCUUUUGCUCUGGUCAAUAUUUGUGGUCAAUUAUAUGUAUCCAAGGUGAUGGGAAUUUCGCAGGAAAAAUGGUGGGGUUCAAGAACACUGAAAAUUAUUUGCACAAGUCACAAGUGUGAUUUCAGUCAAAAAAAUUGUUCGUGAUUUGUUAGAAGAGUAUUCGAAUAUGAUCUAUAAUAUGACAAGAUUAAAAAAUUGUACCAAGUAAUAAUUUAUCAAGAAUUCGCAUUUUGAGUGAAUCUAUCAGAUACCUGUUUCUUGAAAUAAAAUUUGGAAUCGUGAUAUUUGCUGAAAAUAAUUACUAGUGAUGAUGUGUGGUGUUAUAUGUUAGCAUAUGUAGUAGAAUUAACAAUAUUAGAUUGAAGAAGAAUGACAACGUUUGUAGAGUCAACCUGCAACCAGGUGUAUGGCAAAGCCAUCCUCCUCAGAAAAGUCAAUUUUGUUCACGGGUAAUCUGGAGUCAUUCCAGUUCAAAAGUUCACACUCAGUCCUCUCUCUCUAGAAAUUUGAUAAAAAAGCAUGCCAAGUUUUAGAAAAGUUAAGAUUCACCACCCUUGUAAUAAAAAAGCAGACGUCAUAAUUAAAUGCGGCAGGGGUCACUUUUGAUCAGGAAGAAAACCCAAAAAGAAGCAUAUCAUCUUUGAACUUGGGAUUGUUGAGUUUGUUUUAGUUUGAUAUUUGGCUAUGUCUGUGGAGUCGAGCUAUGGUUCAGCAGAUCAUGGUGGGCAUAACAUCAAAGGGGCGGCCACUCAUGGCGGGACAUACAUGCAGUACAACGUCUACGGGAAUCUAUUUGAGCUUUCGAGGAAGUAUGUUCCUUUUAGGCCUGUCGGCCGUGGUGCUUAUGGCAUUGUCUGCGCUGCUGUAAACUCCGAGACACGUGAAGAGGUAGCCAUUAAGAAGAUUGGCAAUGCAUUUGAUAACCGGAUUGAUGCAAAGAGGACGUUGCGAGAAAUAAAACUUCUGCGCCACAUGAAUCAUGACAAUGUAAUUGCAAUCAAAGAUAUCAUACGGCCACCUCAGAAGGAGAACUUCAACGAUGUCUACAUCGUGUAUGAACUCAUGGACACUGAUCUUCACCAUAUUAUCCAGUCCAACCAAACAUUGACAGACGACCAUUGUCGGUAUUUUCUCUACCAAAUACUGCGAGGACUUAAAUACGUUCAUUCCGCAAAUGUGUUGCACCGUGACCUCAAACCGAGUAAUUUGCUCCUCAAUGCUAACUGUGAUCUGAAAAUCGGAGAUUUUGGGCUUGCAAGGACGACAUCUGAGACUGAUUUCAUGACCGAGUAUGUUGUCACUCGCUGGUAUCGAGCACCGGAGCUGCUCCUAAACUGCUCUGAAUACACAGCUGCAAUCGAUAUCUGGUCUGUCGGCUGCAUAUUUGGCGAAACCAUGACGAGAAAACCUCUGUUUCCAGGGAAAGACUAUGUCCAUCAGUUGAGACUCAUCACAGAGCUCAUAGGCUCUCCAGACGAUGCCAGCCUUGGUUUUCUCAGGAGCGACAACGCCCGAAGAUACGUUAGGCAGCUCCCGCAAUACUUGAAACAACAGUUCUCCACCAGAUUCCCCAACAACAAAGCUAGCGCUCUGGAUUUACUAGAGAAAAUGCUCGUCUUCGACCCAAGCAAGCGUAUUACUGCUGAUGAGGCUCUCUGCCAUCCGUACUUGGCGCCUCUACACGACAUCAACGAGGAGCCUGUCUGCCCCCGCCCUUUUGUUUUUGACUUUGAGCUGCCAUCCUACACUGAAGAAAACAUCAAAGAGCUCAUCUGGAGGGAGUCUGUAAAAUUCAACCCCGACCCGACUCACUGAGGAAUAAUUGUAGUGGAUACUUAUUUGUCUAUUAUCUUUGCAGUUCAGUAUAUUGCUGUACAAAAAAGCUCAAGUUUAACCUUAA
This is a messenger RNA of Salvia hispanica, 1973 nucleotides long. RefSeq names its product mitogen-activated protein kinase homolog MMK2-like. NCBI's taxonomy places the organism in Eukaryota, Viridiplantae, Streptophyta, Magnoliopsida, Lamiales, Lamiaceae. Gene Ontology annotation, molecular function: ATP binding; MAP kinase activity. Gene Ontology annotation, biological process: protein phosphorylation. The record is from RefSeq and is a predicted model, not a curated record.